Molecule: messenger RNA, 2676 nt
Organism: Kalmanozyma brasiliensis GHG001
Lineage: Eukaryota; Fungi; Basidiomycota; Ustilaginomycetes; Ustilaginales
Product: protein of unknown function DUF221
Exons: 1
Coding region: 1-2676 (891 amino acids)
Cellular component (GO): plasma membrane
Molecular function (GO): calcium-activated cation channel activity
Source: RefSeq, a predicted model, not a curated record
AUGCCGCCGUUCAACCUUGUCUCUGGUUCGGCCACGCUGGUGCUCGCCGCCUCGCUCUUCCAGCAGGCCGCCGCCCAGAGCGCUGCCAACAGCGAAGCAACCACCUCAACCGUCAUCUCGUCGAUCGUGCUCAACUUGAUCAUCUUCGCCAUCCUCUUCACCAUCUUCGUCCUCGCUCGUCCCCGCUUCAAGCGCGUCUAUGCUCCUCGAACCUACCUCGUCACCAAGGAGGAGCAGAUCGAGCCUCUGCCUCAGUCGCUCUUUGGCUGGCUUCCCGUCUGGCUCAAGACGCCCACCACCACCAUCCUCGAAAAGAGCGGUCUCGACUCCUACAUGUUCAUCGAGUACCUCGAGAUGAUGCUCUGGAUCUUUGUCCCCAUCUGGCUUCUCUCCUGGAUCGUCCUCAUGCCCGUUUACGGCGCCGGAACCACCGGCACCGGCACCGGCUUCAACCGUUUCAUUCUCUCUCGUGUCGGCAAGAGCCCCCAGCAGCAGAAGCGAUACGUGGCUCCUCUGCUCAUCCAGUGGAUCUUUACCUUCUGGCUCAUGUGGAACGUCCGUUCGCGCAUGUCCAAGUUCAUCAAGCUGCGCCAGCAAUUCCUCGUCUCGCCUGAGCACGCCAACACCGCACAGGCAAAGACCGUCCUCAUCACUGGCAUCCCCAACGAGCUCUGCAGCGAGAAGAAGCUCCGCAGCAUCUACUCGCAGCUCCCCGGCGGUGUCGCCAAGAUCUGGCUCAACCGCAACCUCAAGGAGCUCCCAGACCUCUACGAUGAGCGCGAGAAGUGGGUCAACAAGCUCGAAGGUGCCGAGACCAGCCUGAUCAAGACCGCCUACAAGCUCGUUAAGAAGGGCAAGGCCGAGGACAACAGUGGCUCCCUUCCUGGUGCCGACGUCGAGAUCAACGCCGAGGUCGCCGACCAGUACGUGCCCAAGAAGAAGCGUCCCACUCACAAGCUCGGCAAGAUUCCCUGCAUGGGUGAAAAGGUCGACACCAUCCACUGGUGCCGUGAGGAGAUUGCUCGUCUCAACAAGGAGAUCGAGAGGAUGCGCUCCGAGAUCAACGUCGACUACAAGAACUACCCUCCUCAGAGCAGUGCUUUCAUCCUCUUCAACACUCAGAUCGCCGCUCACAUGGCCGCCAAGGCGGUCGCUCACCACGAACCCUACCGCAUGACCAACCGCUAUGUCGAGGCUCACCCCGAUGAUGUUGUCUGGGCCAACAUGAACAUGAACCCCUACGAGCGCAAGAUUCGCACCCUCAUUGGCUGGGCCAUCACCAUCGGCCUCAUCGUUUUCUGGGCCGUUCCUGUCGCUUUCGUCGGUAUCGUCUCCAACAUCAAGGGACUUGCCAACAAUGACACUGUACCCUUCCUGGGCUGGCUCAACAGCAUUCCCAACGUCGUUGUCGGUAUCAUUCAGGGUAUCUUGCCCACCGUCCUGCUUGCCGUGCUCAACAUGCUGCUGCCCAUCUUCCUGCGUCUCCUCUCGCGACUCAGCGGCACGCCCACCCGCAGUGCCAUCGAACUCGACCUCCAGGGACGAUUCGCUGCUUUCCAGAUCGUGCAGAACUUCCUCUUCUUGACCUUGAUCUCGGGUAACGCCGGUCAGAUUGCUCAAUUCGUCACUCAGGUCGGUCAGAACCCUGCCAACUUCCCCGGUCUUCUCGCUGAGGCCAUCCCCAAGGGUUCGCUCUUCUUCCUCAGCUUCAUCGCCCUGACCGGUCUGUCGGGCGCCGCCUCGCUCUUUGCGCAGGUGGCCGGUCUCGCCGUCUACUACGUCAAGAAGUUUUUGCUCGCCUCGACGCCUCGCAAGGUGUGGCACAUCGACCACGACACUGGCGCUCCGGCUUGGGGUACCUUGUUCCCCCAGAUGACGCUCAUCACCGUCAUCGGCAUCGGUUACGUGGUCAUUGCGCCCAUCGUCAACAUCUUUGUGGUGUUCACCUUCUUCCUCUUCUACCUCGGCUACAAGUACCUCUUCCUCUAUGUCUACGACAACAAGCCGGCGGGCGAGACCUCGGGUCUCUUCUUCGGCAAGGCCAUCCGCCACCUGUUUGCCGGCCUGUACGUCGAGAUGGUGAUGCUCACGGCCAUCUUCUUCCUGGCUCAGUCGGAGGAUGCCAACGGAGGCAACAGGAUGCAGUCGGCGAUUCCCGAGGGUGCUUUCAUGAUCAUCCUCAUUGUGAUCGUGAUGGGCUUCCACUACUUCCUCAACGACUCGUUCAAGGAGCUCGAGACGGCCCUCCCUCUCACGCUCACGGCCGGCAACUCGACCGAGGGCCAGCUGCAGGGCAACUUCACGCGCACCUCGGGCGAGACGGCGUACACCGAGAAGAGGCACAUCAACGCGCAGGGUUCGCCCGACGAGACCCCCGGUGCCGGUGUCAACGGUCUGCAGCCGCACGGUGUCAACGGUGCCGGUGUCGGCAGCGCCGAGAAGCACCAGUCGGCGGGCGGCUUGACGCCGGAGCAGGAGCAGGCGUUCUUCCAUCCUUCGCUCACAGGUGAGCAGAAGCCCAUCUGGUUGCCCAACGACAAGUUCGGCAUCGGCCGCGCCGGCGUCGCCUCGGCUCGCAAGGCCGGCCUCGAUGCCACCUACGAGCACACCUCGGUCACCGAGAAGGGCCAGGUCGAGACCGACGCUUAUGAGCCCCCCGGAGAGCCGCUCGUCUGA